UCUUCCGAGUGUGGUCACCCCCUCCACCUCCGCUUCCCCGCUUCUCACACGUUUUCUCCCAUCCUUUGGACUUGUCUUUCAGAUCGGUUAUAUUUUGCUACUUUAAGGAACAGACCAAAAAGCACAGUUCAUAUCCACUAUUUCUCCAUCGACGAGGAGCUGGUCUAUGAAAAUUUCUAUGCAGAUUUUGGACCUCUGAACUUGGCGAUGGUGUACAGAUACUGCUGUAAACUAAACAAGAAGCUAAAAUCAUACAGUUUAUCAAGAAAGAAGAUAGUGCAUUACACCUGCUUUGACCAACGCAAGCGAGCGAACGCAGCGUUUUUGAUAGGCGCCUAUGCCGUCAUCUAUUUGAAGAAGACGCCGGAAGAAGCCUACCGCGCCCUCCUCUCUGGCUCCAGCGCCCCCUACCUUCCGUUCAGGGAUGCUUCCUUUGGAAACUGCACUUACAAUCUCACCAUCCUCGACUGUUUGCAGGGAAUCAGAAAGGGGUUACAGCAUGGAUUUUUCGACUUCGAGACGUUCGACGUGGAUGAAUACGAACACUAUGAGCGAGUUGAAAAUGGUGAUUUCAACUGGAUCGUUCCGGGAAAAUUCUUAGCAUUUAGUGGACCACAUCCAAAAAGCAAAAUUGAAAACGGUUACCCUCUCCAUGCCCCCGAAGCCUAUUUCCCUUACUUCAAGAAGCACAACGUGACGGCCAUCGUGAGGCUGAACAAGAAGAUCUACGAGGCCAAGCGCUUCACGGACGCGGGCUUCGAGCACUACGACCUGUUCUUCAUCGACGGCAGCACACCCAGCGACAACAUCGUGCGCAGGUUCCUGAACAUCUGCGAGAACACGGAGGGGGCGAUCGCCGUGCACUGCAAAGCUGGUCUGGGCAGGACUGGGACGCUGAUCGCCUGCUACGUCAUGAAGCACUACAGGUUCACGCACGCGGAGAUCAUCUCCUGGAUCAGAAUAUGCCGGCCCGGCUCCAUCAUAGGGCCCCAGCAGCACUUCCUGGAAGAAAAACAAGCAUCGUUAUGGGUCCAAGGGGACAUUUUCCGAUCCAAACUGAAAAGCAGGCCAUCCAGUGACGGGAGUAUUAAUACAAUUCUUUCCAGCUUGGAUGACAUGUCUAUCGGCGGAAGCUUAUGUAAAAUACAAAACGUGGAGCGAUUUGGAGAGAACAAUUUAGAAGACGAUGAAGAAUUGGAGAUAAAAAGCAGCGUAACCCAGGGAGACAAACUCCGUGCCUUAAAGAGCCAGCGACAGCCGCGCUCCUCUCCGCCCUGUGCAUUUAGGUUGGACAAUAUUACAGGGCACCCGAGGCCAGUGUCCCAGCCUUUCAGACUGGCUACCUCCCCACAAGGGUCGUCGUCAUCUCUGAAGAUCUCCAAAGUGGCUCUGUCCCCCUCGGCGACGGCCAAGAGGAUCAACAGGGGCCCCUUGCCCUCGGGCGCCAGUAUAAGAAGCUUCUCCAUAAACUCCCGGUUAGCCAGCUCUCUGGGGAACCUGAACGCUGCCACCGACGACCCAGACAACAGAAAGACCUCCCCCUCCAAGGCGGGGUUCGGGGCCACCCCCUUCAUCAACCUCCUGAACGGCAGCUCCCAGGCGUCUUCCAGGAAUUACCCCGAGCUCAACAACAACCAGCACAGCCGGAACCCCAGCAGCAGUGGGAGCACCCCGAGCAGCCAGCCGGGCCCCCAGGGCGCCAAGACUGAGGAGCUGGCCACCACCCCCCGGCCCCCCUACGCCGGCCUGACCUCCUCCUCGGCCAGGUUCCUCAGCCGCUCCAUCCCCUCCCUGCAAUCUGAGUACGUCCAUUACUAAGGCCUUGCCACUCGGUGAAAGCUGCUCUUAGGCGCAAAUCUUCACCUGGCCGCGCAACGCAGAGGGACGCAGCCGCCGCCGCAAGAUACCUCCAGC
This is a messenger RNA of Miniopterus natalensis, 1914 nucleotides long. The record is from RefSeq and is a predicted model, not a curated record. NCBI's taxonomy places the organism in Eukaryota, Metazoa, Chordata, Mammalia, Chiroptera, Miniopteridae.